CGCGCGACCAGGUUGCAUCUCGCCUGAUGUGGUGCUUGCACCAUGUGUUUACCCGAUGCCAACGGCGCCGAGGAGGGCGGUCGGUCGUCCAACUCUGCAGUAGCCACUCUCGUGAUGGCGCAGCCUGCUGCAUCAUUGAUGGACCCACGCCAUUUCCUCUUUGGCCACCGCCUCGACACCCAGUACACAACACCAUGGACCUCCACUUCAUCUUGACGCCGCCGACGACGACAACGACCGCCGUCGAGAGUAAUGCCGUGCACAACAAGUACACGUUGGAAGGCUCGGGUAAUUCGUCGCCGACGAGCCCCGAAGGCCUCUACCCGUCCUACGAUCAGCACCACCAGCACCACCAGCACCAGCACCAGCAGGAAGUGUUUUCACCCGUCUUUCGCGCACCGACGCUGCCGCCGCUCUGCACCUUGCACCCGGAGCACGUUCGACCGUCCGAUAAGAACAUUCAGUGGUACCGCAGUGUCAUGGCGCGCACCAACCCGCUCGAGAGCAUGAUCCAAGGGCCCAUGAAGCGCCCGACGCCCGUCCAAACCGCACCCCGUGGCGGCGCGUGCAUCAUCCAAGGCUGCCGCAACAAGGCGGUGAGCCGCGGCAAGUGCAUCACGCACGGCGGUGGCUGCCGCUGUAAGUUUGAGGGCUGCGUCAACGGCGCCAAGAUGCGCGGGCUCUGCCACCUGCAUGGCGGGAAGCGGCAGUGCCAGCAAGACGGCUGCCAAAAAGAUGCCAAACUCAAGGGGCUCUGCUGGGCGCACGGUGGCCGCCGCCCCAAACCCACCAAGUAGUUGUCAUCGCCCAUCCUUAUAUUUAUAUCCAAUAUACGACCAUGUAAAGCUAAAGUCCAACGGGGUUGGCUUCUUCAACACGGUUUACACGACGUCUCUAUCA
Messenger RNA from Saprolegnia diclina VS20, 900 nucleotides. RefSeq lists its product as hypothetical. The transcript has a single exon. Bases 27 to 797 code for a protein of 256 amino acids. NCBI's taxonomy places the organism in Eukaryota, Oomycota, Saprolegniomycetes, Saprolegniales, Saprolegniaceae. The record is from RefSeq and is a predicted model, not a curated record.